AUGAGUUGGACUACUACUCCAGGGGACGAUGCAUCCUGGUCCAAGUCCGUCAUGAUCAUCGAUCCUCGUGAUGAAACUUCAGCCAUUGGAUUUCAGGAUGCAGCCUUUGCAGGCGACACUAUCGACACCAACUUCGCACCGGUUGAGAUUCAAGCGAACGGGAGCCUGCUGGCAAUGUGGCGUUCCUGGCAAGAUUGCCCCACGGCGGGAGGUGGUACCUUCUGCUCCGUGAUCCACACAGCUAGUGCAACGCACUGGAAGUGCAGCAGUGCACAGGACUGCAAAACGAAGAACACUUUCCAGACCAGGAAUAUCUUUGCUGAUGAAGGCACUGGACCAGCAGAGUGGGGUGCCAAUGAGCUCUUCGUAACCAAAGGGAUUGAGGAUCCCUUUGGAUGGAAGGAUUCGCAAGGCGUGUUUCAUGCAAUUUUCCACUAUAUGGUAUCGGAAAGAGACUUGACGUCCCAUGCUUGGAGUACUGACUUCUUCGGCAAGUGGACGCACACGGGGGAUGCAAAUGUCCAGAACGUUUCUUUCACCGAUGGCACGUUUGCAAAGUUUGAGUCAUGUGAGCGGCCGAACUUGGUGGUGGAUGAUGCCGGAAAGCCUGUCGCUUUAGCUACCGCCUGUAAUGCCGGGACAAACCCUCCUGAAGGCUACAUGAUCGGGGAGUUUCCGAUUCUCGAAUCCUUGGAGUUUGCUGUUGACGAUGCCGCUUUCACUUUGGUCCAGCCGCUCAUGGAUGGCACGAACACCAAUACUGCCAAUACUAUUCCAGUGACUCGGGUGCCGAAGACGUAUCACGGUUACUACGGGCGGAAGUGGUCCCGUUGGUGGUCACGGAAGAAGGGCUAUGGCUACUCGCAGACCCCCACCCUUGUGCAGGAUGGUUCGUCGGACACCGUACAUUUUAUGCAGAUUGAUACGAACGGUAGCCACAAGGAGCUGUGA
Symbiodinium sp. CCMP2592 is the source of this 951-nucleotide messenger RNA. The record is from the annotation of a GenBank genome assembly. NCBI's taxonomy places the organism in Eukaryota, Dinophyceae, Suessiales, Symbiodiniaceae.